This is a messenger RNA of Hirsutella rhossiliensis, 213 nucleotides long. RefSeq lists its product as uncharacterized. NCBI's taxonomy places the organism in Eukaryota, Fungi, Ascomycota, Sordariomycetes, Hypocreales, Ophiocordycipitaceae. The coding region runs from base 1 to 213 and encodes 70 amino acids. The record is from RefSeq and is a predicted model, not a curated record. The transcript has 3 exons.
AUGGCCCAAGGCUCUCAGAUCUCCGACAUCGCCUAUGCCAAGAAGGGGCACGAAAAAUAUGGUCCAAUCGUACGCAUUGGCCCGAACGAGGUCUACAUCCAGGACCCAGCGUUCUACGAGACUCCGUAUGCGCAAUCUCGGCACUCUGACAAGCUGAAAAAGUUGGAGCAUCGUUUUAACAACGAGCUAUCUAUCUUCUUUUACAACGGCUAA